AUGGAUAACGACGGUUCGUAUCGAAAAGUUACUGAGGGCAGAGCGACCCUUUUGUAUCCCGAAACCGAGGAGGUUUUUUACAACCCUAUUCAGCAGUUCAACCGAGAUAUUAGUGUCUUGGGUAUUAAAGCAUGGACGUCGAUUUACCGCCAGACCAAAAAGCGUAAGCGUGAUGAAACCGGUAACGAUGAGCCGUUCAUCAACAUUAUUGAGGGGCUAGCUGCAUCAGGACUGAGGUCAUGUCGUUAUGCCAAAGAGAUUCCAUUGAUCAAAAAGGUCGUAGCGAAUGAUCUGUCUCCAUCUGCUGUGGAAGCUAUUAAAAGAAAUGCAAAGUAUAAUGAGGUUCAGGACAUUGUCGAGGCUCACCAGGGCGACGCAAAUGCCGUGAUGUGGCUUCACAAACAGACCCCAGUGCAUGUCGUCGAUCUGGAUCCAUAUGGCACGGCUGCUCCGUUUAUAGAUGCAGCGUUACAGGCCGUGACAAACAACGGCAUUAUGCUCGUCACAUGCACUGAUUUAGCUGUGCUUGCUGGUAAUUCUUAUCCUGAAAAGUGCUUCAGUUUGUACGGUGGAACAACUGUGCGGAACGAUGCGACUCAUGAAUCAGCUUUGAGGCUUUUACUGAACCUUGUGGCCACCACUGCAGCUCGCUAUGGCAAGACUAUUGAGCCUCUUUUGAGCUUAUCGAUCGACUACUAUGUUCGCUGCUUCAUCCAGGUCAAGAAAUCACCUGUGGCAGUCAAGCAAAAUAUCGGCAAAUCAAGCACUGUUUAUACAUGCACUGGUUGCAAAACUACCCAUAUACAGCCCCUGGGUAGUGUGAAAGAACAGAAUGGAAAUUUCAAGUUCGGAUAUGCCAAGGGCCCCGUGGUUGGCACCACCUGUGAGUUCUGUGAAAGCCCGCUCCACAUCGCAGGACCAUUAUGGACUGGCCCCCUCCAUUCAAAGGAGUAUGUCUCCAAAAUGCUAGAGCUGGUGGAGCUUUUGGAUCAGAAUAUUUAUCCCACCGCUCCAAGAAUUAAAGGCAUGCUCACCCUUGUCAACCAAGAAAUCGAGACUCCCUUCUAUGUGUCACCAUCGAAUAUGUCCUCGAUUGUUCGCGCGCCUGUUCCACCACUGCAAAAGUUUGUGAGUGCGAUCUAUAACGGUGGCUACAAGGCUUCACUUACACACGCGAAAGCAGGCUGCAUAAAAACGGAUGCACCCUACAGCUUCUUGUGGGACACUGUUAAAGCUUGGGCUAAGGAAACUGGCACUGGUAAGCCAAAUCCCGACGCACCGGGCGCCAAAAUCAUGUCACAGCCUCCUCAACACGAGAUUUCGUUCGAAAUCAACGCUUCAGCAGAACACAUCGAAACUCUGCGCAAGUCCAAACUUGUCCGUUUCCCAAUGAAUCCUCGACCGGAAUGGGGGCCCAUGUCCAAGCCGAAUAAUAAAAAGAAGGCUUCGUCAAAUGAAAUUGAGCUAUGA
Molecule: messenger RNA, 1470 nt
Organism: Wickerhamiella sorbophila
Lineage: Eukaryota; Fungi; Ascomycota; Dipodascomycetes; Dipodascales; Trichomonascaceae
Product: tRNA (guanine(26)-N(2))-dimethyltransferase, mitochondrial
Exons: 1
Coding region: 1-1470 (489 amino acids)
Biological process (GO): tRNA N2-guanine methylation
Cellular component (GO): nucleus
Molecular function (GO): RNA binding
Source: RefSeq, a predicted model, not a curated record